AUGAUGAUGACAACGAUACGACUAUUCUCUAUUUACUAUUUAGUUAUUAUUUAUUCUAAUGUUCAAACACGUCAUAUUCAUCUGAGUAAAACUCUAUCAAAAAAAUCUAUUCAUAUAUGUGAACAAUAUUUAAAUAUAACAGAUUGUUAUUAUUUUUCUUGUAUUGAUUCAAUUUAUCAAUGUGGACGAGAAAAUUUACUUGUUCAAUUUUCCUAUGCAUUUUGUGAAGCUAAAUUAGAACGAAGUUUUGAUUUCUUAACUCGAUCAGGUCAAUUAUGGGCAAAAGCAACAGAAAUAUGUUUAAUGCAAGAAUUAAAUUAUUUUUUAAAUACUGAUCUAUCAUUAACAUGUAGUGAAAUCGAUCGAUAUAUGUUAAAUAAAUAUCCCAUAUGUUUAACUCAAUCACAUUCAUUAUUUUCUAUAUGUUCUAUCAUGUGUAAUAAUCUUGAAAUAUUAAUCGAUAUAUUUGAUAAUUGGACUUUAAAAAAUUUAAAUCUCAAACGUUUUCUAUUAGAAACAAGUCGUUUAUGUCAAGAACAAUCUCAAAUGCAAUAUGUUAUUGAUAUCGGUCAAUCAAAUAUUCGUACUAUAUUAUGGUCAUUAUGUCUUGAUUUUUUGAAAACAAAAUUUCAAAAUUUUGAUCCAAAUGAACUUAUGAUUCGUAUAUAUGAAAGAUCAGGAAUGUUUGCUGAUGUAAAUCAAGAGAAAAAAUGA
This is a messenger RNA of Adineta steineri, 714 nucleotides long. The record is from the annotation of a GenBank genome assembly. Lineage: Eukaryota; Metazoa; Rotifera; Eurotatoria; Adinetida; Adinetidae.